GCACGUCUCACUAGGAUUGCACAAUAAACACAGGGCGCCUCGCUUCUGCCUGAGAGCUUGUUGUCGAUUUUUUUUUUUUAACCGGUUCCGUUUGCCAGCUGCUACUCUGGAACAAGGAGCCUCAGAUCAGACCAACAUGGCCCCCUCGGCUCGACCCAGCAGCUCCGAACUGGAUAUGGAUGAAGACGAGGAGUCCUACUAUGGGAUUCAGAAAGCCGACAGAAAGACCAGGAAGCCUCUGGUGGAGAAGAAGAGGAGAGCUCGCAUCAACGAGAGUCUGCAGGAGCUGCGCACCCUGCUGGAGGACUCAGACCUUCAUUCCAAGACGGAGAACGCAGAGGUGCUGGAGAUGACGGUGAAGAAGGUGGAGGAGGUGCUGAAGAACCGAAGCCAAGAAUCAGACACCCUCUCCCAGGAAGCCAGCGAGAGGUUUGCUGCCGGCUACAUCCAGUGCAUGCACGAGGUCCACACCUUCGUGUCCACGUGUCCCGGCAUCGACCCCACGGUGGUGGCGGAGCUCCUGAACCACCUGCUGGAGUGCAUGCCGCUGAACGAGGACCACCUGCAGGACGUCCUGAUGGACCUGAUCACGGAAACUUCUUCUGGGAGUAACGGCAGCAGCUCUUGGCACGGAGGCGAUGAGAGUCUCUGUUCGUCCUCGCUGGCCUCACCCGGAGGACAGAGUAUUUGUUCGUCCUCCGCCCUCUCCCCCGCCCCGUCCACCACCUCCAGCGAGGACCUGUGCUCCGACCUGGACGACACCGACAGCGAGCAGAACCAGAGCUCCAGCGAGGGCCCCGAGACCCCCGUGACCUACCCGAGGUCCAUGUGGAGACCCUGGUAGGGGUUUGGAUAUGUUGGAGCAGCUGAGACCGGAAUAUUCAACCCUACCACACAGAAACACUUCAAAAUAAACAUUUCCUUUGGUGGUGAAACAUGCAUUGAAACCCAUCUUUGUGUGGUGCAGGAAUGAGUCCUAAAACCUGGAAAUGAGUCAGCAUUUACCACUUCCCAUUCUCUCAUUUUAAAGUCAAUGGUUUUUUGAUUGACUAGGGAGACCGGAAUAUUCAACCCUACCACAUAAAAACACUUCAAAAUAAACAUUUCUUUGGGUGGUGCAUCUUGCAUUUCUUGGCUCAAUUAGACCUGGCCACACACAUGGAUUUUUAACUUCUGGAUCCCCUGGAGAUCAAUUUGUCGUUGUGUGGAGGAACCAUCUUUUUCCCACAAUAGAGUGGUGCAGGAAUGAGUAAAAAGACCCGGGAAUGAGUCAGCAUUUUACCAAGUCCGGUUCUCUCAUUUUAAAGUCAAUGGUUUUUUGAUUGGUUUUUGGUAACUAGACUGAGAUUAGGUCUGUGGUUAAAACAAGCUGAAGAGAUUUUCACGUUUUGUUCUACGACAUAAAAUACUGCUGAAUGUCCGCUUUUGUGUGUCUUAAAAAUGGCGGUUGCUAACAAGUGACUAAAGGAGACUAUUCAACGUCAUCAUGGCGAACAUUAGCCGCCUGUAGCUUAGCGGUGGUGAUGCGCAGCCAUGCUACCGUAAUGUAGUUAAUUCAUAGCAUUACGCUAGCCUUUUUACUCCUGCUGAUUGCAUUUACGCUUCAAACUACAAAAUGGUGUUAGUAUGUGGAGAAAAUCCUGCUGAACAAAACGUGUAGUAUCAUUAUUUCCACAGAUCAUAUUUUCUGCAAUAUUCCCAAAAUCCAAUUGUAAAAUCCUAUUGGCUUUUUGUCGAGGGAGCCCUUAGGGUGCUAACUUCCGGGGUUUUACUUAAAAAAUACGUCAUUAUUGCACCACCCUAUUGAACACUACACGUGUACAUUGAUCCCACUGCAUUCUGGGAGAUGUAGGAAAUCACUCAGUGAGGUAGAAAUAGAGAAAACACUCCUUAAGUGCUUUGGAUAUCUUGGGAUGUAUUGAGUGUUAAACGAUGGGGUUCCCUUUAUCUCAAUACAGGGGUCUUUCCUGGACGUACACCCCCUCACUUUCCUUUUCAGUAUGUUGUGACUUUUCCUCACACCUGAAAAAGGAUGAAACAUUCACUUAUAACCCGGCAAAGGACAGACGAGGAACAGAUCACACUUUCUUUCUUUCUUUUUUUUGUAACUCUGUGUAUAUAGGAUUUGUAUGUGGAGAAAAGCUCUUGUAGAAACCGAGAAAUUUGGCAAUGACUCUGAUUAAUAUAAAUAUUUCUAUUGUAUUUCAUAAAGGCCUGUAGUUUAUCGGACCAGUAGCCUCCUUCAGAAUGACCACUUUAUGUUGUAACGAUGUGUAGAAAUGCCAGUAAAAAUGUCUGCAUUUGAUAAAUAAAAUAAUGUA
This is a messenger RNA of Trematomus bernacchii (emerald rockcod), 2321 nucleotides long. RefSeq names its product hairy-related 13 (gene her13). The record is from RefSeq and is a predicted model, not a curated record. The transcript is spliced from 4 exons. Gene Ontology annotation, cellular component: nucleus. Bases 137 to 844 code for a protein of 235 amino acids. Lineage: Eukaryota; Metazoa; Chordata; Actinopteri; Perciformes; Nototheniidae. Gene Ontology annotation, molecular function: RNA polymerase II cis-regulatory region sequence-specific DNA binding; DNA-binding transcription factor activity, RNA polymerase II-specific; protein dimerization activity. Gene Ontology annotation, biological process: regulation of transcription by RNA polymerase II; regulation of neurogenesis; anterior/posterior pattern specification.